UGGGCGGAGAAUAGAUUCCGGUUCCGGGUGUUUUCAGUGCCGUCAGACUCUUUCAUUGCUCUGAUUAUGGUUUUAAAUCGGAAUUUUUCCCCGUCGACUUCUGAUUAAACAAGCAGUUUUUCUGUUGUGGUGCCUGUCCGCGUGGAGCCGUUGCCAUGACGACCCGUUCGGAGCGGGAGAAGGCCCAGAAGCUGAACGAGCAGCACCAGGCCAUCCUGUCCAAAAUGCUGCGAGAAGACGACAACAAAUACUGCGCCGAUUGCGAGGCUAAAGGUCCACGGUGGGCGUCCUGGAAUCUGGGAGUGUUCAUCUGCAUCCGGUGUGCUGGCAUCCACAGGAACCUGGGCGUGCACGUAUCCAGAGUCAAGUCCGUCAACCUGGACCAGUGGACCAUAGAACAAAUCCAGAGUAUACAGGAUAUGGGUAACACCAAGGCCCGGCAGCUUUAUGAGGCCAACCUUCCAGAAAGCUUCAGAAGACCUCAAACAGACCAAGCCGUGGAAUUUUUCAUCAGGGACAAAUAUGAGAAGAAAAAAUACUACAGCAAGAAUGUGACCAACGGAAGCAGCCCAAAAGAUACAAAGAAAGAGAAGGAUUCAGAGAGUGGCCACAAGGUGGCGUCCUACAGCAAGAAUGAAGACUCUCGGCCGGUUCCUAAAAUCAGUCCAGCUAAGAAUUCAGAACCCUCAGUGAACCUUUUAGGCCUUGAUGCACCGGCAGCCGCGUCCUGUAACGACAGUAGCACAAGCACAUCCCAGAACAACGACCUGGAUAUAUUUGGCCCCAUGGUGUCCAAUCCCCUGCCUGCUUCCACAUCCACAGCGGCAUUUCCUCAGGUAAUGUCCAGCAGCACUCGCACGGUUAUGGAGAAUUCCAGAAGCAAAACAGAUAAUGUCAACCACUCAGUCAUUUUCUGA
Molecule: messenger RNA, 917 nt
Organism: Thalassophryne amazonica
Lineage: Eukaryota; Metazoa; Chordata; Actinopteri; Batrachoidiformes; Batrachoididae
Product: stromal membrane-associated protein 1-like
Biological process (GO): regulation of clathrin-dependent endocytosis
Molecular function (GO): GTPase activator activity; metal ion binding
Source: RefSeq, a predicted model, not a curated record